CAUAGGGAAAGUGAAAUUUAUUUUAUUUUUGGUGCGUUUUACUGAAUACAGCAUCCAAAUCUCUGGUGAAAAGUGCCAAAAUUAGUUACAAAUGGAAUCGCCUGUGUUCCAUCCAUGCGAUGAAGCGGUCAUCUCGACCAAUGACGAUGCGAGCAACUGUAAGCGUUCGGCCGUCAAGCUGGGCUACUGGAAGGAUGACUUUCUAGGCUACUUUGUACGCAGCCCGGAGCGAAAACCACCGGAGAUAAACCGAGGUUAUUUUGCUCGGGUCAAGGGUAUUGAGCUGUGCAUCGAAAAGUUUUUCAAGAAAACUGGAGAUAAAUGUCAAAUUAUCAAUCUAGGAUGUGGAUUCGAUACGUUGUACUGGAGGUUACGAGAAUCAGGGCACAUGAUAACUAAUUUUGUUGAACUGGAUUUCCCGACAGUCACAUCCCGCAAAUGUUACCAAAUUAAAAGGAAUAAGAUCCUGCUGGAAAAAAUACAUGUUGAAGAUGGAGAAGUUCGCCUCAGUCCGACGGAUCUGCAUUCCAGCAACUAUCACAUUGUUGGUGUCGAUUUAAGGAACAUCGACGAAGUGGCAUUGAAACUGCAGCAGUCCGAGGUCGAUUUUAGUAUUCCAACAAUCUUUCUAGCAGAGUGUGUUCUGGUCUAUAUUGAACCGCAGAAUAGUAGCAAUCUGCUCAAGUGGUUUGCCUCGAACUUCCAGUCAGCCGUGUUCGUCAACUAUGAGCAGGUCAACAUGAAUGACCGCUUCGGUGAGGUUAUGCUCAACAACCUAAGACAGCGAGGAUGUAGCUUGGCAGGGGUCGAGUCGUGUGUUUCGUUGGACACGCAAAUUUCCAGGUUCCUGAGUUGCAACUGGCACGGUGCCCGUGCGUGGGAUAUGGUUCAAAUCUAUAACAGCAUCCCACCAGCCGAACGAGCCCGCAUCGAACGCAUCGAAAUGUUGGACGAAGCAGAACUGUUGAUGCAGUUAUUUCAACAUUACUGUAUCUCAAUCAGCUGGAUUGGGGACUUAUUUCAAGAUAUCGAAAUAACUGUUGAGAAACGUUUGUCGUCGCUAAAUAUUGAUUAAUUGAAUUGUGCAAGGAAUCAACUUUGCUUUCGAUAUGGACUGAACGGUGAACAGAAAUUACAUAUACAUUACUUCUAUUCUGUAUUUCGAUUUAAGAUGUUUCUGAUCAAAUUAACGUGUUUCGAUCGAUUUUGCGAAUUUUAACAGUUUUUUCGAUCGAAAUAAGUUAGAAAAGCAGUGACCCAUAUUUUAAGGUAACGCUGUGCUCAAAAAAACUAAAAUAUUCGAAUAUAAUUUGGGAGUGAAUAAAGCUGCUCCAUCGAAUUUAGAAUAGCCAUUGUGAUCAGAAAGGGAUCUGAUUGAAAUGCAGAAUGAAGGUAACUAUUAACAAAGUUUAAUCAUAUGUUUGUUUAAAUAAUCCAGAACCGGUGAUUAAUUUAGGAUUUAAAGUCACUUUUAUUGCAUGCUCAGCGUGAUAAGUCUGGUAAAUCCGGCUAAUAGUCAAAAUUCGAUUCUUCUGUACUAUUAUUAAAUCAAGUGUCGCUUUCGGUGGACUUCUUUAAAGUUUUAUAUUUGUUUUCACUCAGAAAGUUGUGUUUUUAAAUCGAAAAAUCAAAGUCAAAAACAAGCUAUUCAGCGCAUGCUAUAAAAUAUUAAACAUAGACAUAACACAGUAGAAAAACGAAAAGAUAGUGAAUGGUUUUGAAAGUAAAAGUAAAAUGUGAUUAAAUAUACAACCAUUAUUAUAUUUAACCGAUAGCUCUCGACCUCAGCACAUUUCUGGACUGUCAUAUUGUAGAUAGUGUUUAACAAAUUGUAUAAUUAGUGCAUUGUAUGCGUAGACUACAAUUUCGAAAACCAUUCUGGGUUUCAGUUAUCAACUUCAACAAUAAUCAUCGAUAUGAAAUGCGUUCAAUAGUUCAUCCCAAUCGAAACAGUAGCUUAGAUAACCUGGAGUUUGCAGUUGAACGACUUCCGAUUUUUUUAAAUAUGAAUAGUUUUUUUAUAGUCUUUGUUUUGUUUGAUUUGUUCAACGAUAAAACUUACGUGUGCAUUCUACGUGGCUGCAGAUUUUAAAUGUCGUGUUUCCUUACGUACUCGUUCGAUUGGAUUUAUAGCCAGUACUCGGAAUAUUUCAUGUGCACCAUAUAGAUUCAACGCCAUUUGGCAAAUGCACUCGAACCGUAAUCCAUUUUGCUGUGUACCGUUCUACCAAAAACCAUAGUCUUGUUGCUAAUCAUAAGUGGAAAAUAAA
Messenger RNA from Sabethes cyaneus, 2270 nucleotides. RefSeq names its product leucine carboxyl methyltransferase 1. Gene Ontology annotation, cellular component: cytosol. Gene Ontology annotation, molecular function: protein C-terminal leucine carboxyl O-methyltransferase activity. The record is from RefSeq and is a predicted model, not a curated record. NCBI's taxonomy places the organism in Eukaryota, Metazoa, Arthropoda, Insecta, Diptera, Culicidae. The coding region runs from base 92 to 1075 and encodes 327 amino acids. The transcript is spliced from 5 exons. Gene Ontology annotation, biological process: C-terminal protein methylation.